AGAGUUUGCAAGCACGCAUAGUCAAGCCAAUUCUUGUCAGAUCUUAAUUUGAGUGCACCUUUUGAUCAGUGAGGACUGGUUGUUCACCUUCAGACCUUAGACCUCCCUGGCCAAAGGGAAAACACAUAAAGGACAGUCGUGCUCGCAGGCUACGCUUUUUGGAAUUAAGGCAGACAGACGUUAAACCGACAGGUGUCCCUGUGUUCAUUCAAACAGUCACAAUGAAGGUGGCAUCCUUUAACGUCAGACGGCUGGGUUUGACCAAAAUGUCUGAUGAAAACGUUGUCAGAUACCUGGUCAAGAUUGUGUCACGCUACAGUAUAAUCGUGAUACUUGAGGUGGUGGACAAAUCAGGCAAAGCCAUGGAAAAGUUCUUGAGGGAGCUGAAUGAUACAAGAGCAAACAAGAAGCACCCUUAUACCAUGGUGGUGAGUUCCUCCUUGGGCCGCACUCACUAUAAGGAACAGUUUGUCUGUCUCUACAGAGAGGACCAAGUGCAGUUGAGGGACACCUACCAGUAUGAGGACAACCAGGUGGGCGAUGAGGAUGCCUUCUCCCGAGAGCCCUUCAUCCUGCGCUUCUCAUCUCCUCACACAGUGCUGCAGGACUUUGUGCUGAUCCCCGUACACACCAAGCCUGAAGACUCCGAGAAGGAGCUGGACGAACUCUAUGACGUCUUCCUGCACAUGAAGAAGAAAUGGAAGACAGACAAUGUCAUGAUUCUUGGGGAUUUCAAUGCAGAUGGUGCCUAUGUGUCCAAGAGGAAGAUGAAACGGAUCAGAAUCCGUAGCGACCCAGAUUUCCACUGGCUUAUUGGGGAUGAAGUGGACACAACUGCAAGCACUACAAAUGACAACACCUAUGACAGGAUUGUAGUCUACCAGAAGGACAUGCUAAGUGCAGUAGUUCCAGGCUCAGCCAAAGCCUUCAACUUCCACCAGGCCUACAGACUCUCUGAAGAGAUGGCUCUGUCCAUCAGUGAUCACUAUCCAGUGGAGGUGACUCUAUGUCCUGCUAAGAAGGCUGCCCGUAAGAGGAGAAUGACAUAAUUAUACAAACAAUUAGUCAUAAACACAUUUUGUUUUAAAAUGUGUGUCUACUCAGGGAUACUGCCAUCACAGGGUUCAUCUUUAACUUUUCACAACAUAUAAUCACACCUGCACAGCCUGUAAGUCGUUUUAAGAAUGUCAAAUGGAACAUGUGUGAAUUUAAAAGCAAAAACAAAAGCAUUCUACCCUCCCUGUAUUUUAUUAUUAUUAUUAUGUUAUUCUUAUUUGCCUUUGCAGGCAUGUCUUACAAUCCCUGCUUUACCCAGCAAGGGGCAGCCUUCUCCUUACUCAUACCAAAUCCUUUUGUAGAAAAACUUUUUUUGUUUUGUGGGACACUGAGAUAUGGAAAUCAAACUGAGCUGAACAUGAUCUGUCAAACAAUAAAAUAUACAAUAAAAUAAAGCAGUUAAUUAUA
Messenger RNA from Sardina pilchardus (European sardine), 1464 nucleotides. RefSeq names its product deoxyribonuclease 1 like 4, tandem duplicate 2 (gene dnase1l4.2). The record is from RefSeq and is a predicted model, not a curated record. Lineage: Eukaryota; Metazoa; Chordata; Actinopteri; Clupeiformes; Clupeidae. Gene Ontology annotation, biological process: DNA catabolic process. The transcript is spliced from 9 exons. Bases 222 to 1049 code for a protein of 275 amino acids. Gene Ontology annotation, molecular function: DNA binding; deoxyribonuclease I activity. Gene Ontology annotation, cellular component: nucleus.